ACCUUUAACUUAGCAGGAAGUGGUUUCCCGAUGAAGUGACAGUUAGCUGCCAUGGCGCUUGAUGUGAAAUCCAGAGCUAAACGAUAUGAAAAACUGGAUUUCCUGGGAGAGGGUCAGUUCGCCACCGUGUACAAAGCCAGGGACAAAACCACCGACACCAUAGUUGCCAUUAAAAAGAUUAAGGUUGGCCACAGAACUGAGGCUAAAGAUGGUAUCAACAGAACUGCACUCAGAGAGAUCAAACUGCUGCAGGAGCUGCAUCAUCCAAACAUCAUUGGGCUGCUGGAUGCCUUUGGACACAAAUCUAACAUCAGUCUGGUGUUUGACUUCAUGGAAACAGAUUUAGAGGUGAUCAUCAAGGACACCAGCCUUGUCCUGACUCCAGCCAACAUCAAAGCCUACAUCCUAAUGACUCUACAGGGAUUAGAGUACAUGCACCAGCACUGGGUCCUACACAGGGAUCUGAAGCCCAAUAAUCUGCUGUUGGACGAUAACGGAGUGUUGAAGUUGGCUGAUUUUGGUUUGGCCAAAUCGUUUGGCAGCCCCAACAGAGUCUACACACACCAAGUCGUUACCAGGUGGUAUCGCUCCCCUGAGCUCCUGUUUGGUGCCAGGAUGUACGGUGUGGGUGUUGACAUGUGGGCAGUGGGAUGCAUCCUGGCAGAGUUGCUCCUCCGGAUACCAUUCCUCGCCGGAGACUCAGAUCUCGACCAGCUGACUAAGAUCUUUGAGGCUCUUGGGACGCCCACAGAAGAGACAUGGCCUGGAGUGAGCAGUCUACCAGACUAUGUGUCAUUCAAAAUCUUCCCCGGCACACCUCUGGAACAUAUAUUUAGUGCAGCAGGAGACGACUUACUAGAGCUUCUACAGAGCUUAUUCACCUUUAACCCCUCGACAAGGACCACAGCAACUCAGGCUCUGAAGAUGAGGUACUUCAGUAAUCGGCCUGGUCCCACUCCUGGCCCCCAGCUCCCUCGACCCAACUGUUCAGCUGAGGCUCUAAGGGAGAAGGAAACAGUCGGACUCAAGAGGAAAAUAGAAGGACUGGAGACAACUGUGAUGAAGAAGAAGCUCGUUUUCUGAACAGAUUGGCCAUGGGGAAUCAGAUGGUUGCUUCCCACAUUACUCGGGAUUGUCCACUGGAAAAAGGACAUUUUCGAGGUUAUAGCUGUUAAAUGAAUUGGGUAUCUGGGCCUGAACUUAGCUCUAUGAAUCAAGCUGCUGCCGUGUCCAGCAAUGGAUGAAUGCCAGAGACCGUCUGUGGUCAGACGUUUAAGCAUCAGGUAAUUCUUCAUCAACGUCUAAACUGGGGGAGCCUGUUGGAUCUUGUCUAUUUAUGUGACUGAGAACAACCAAACAAGCGAGUCUGAAUUAUUUCAUGUAGAUGUAUUUUUAUUUUUUGUAUAUAAGACCAAUAAAUGGUGCGUAUGCAUA
Paralichthys olivaceus (Japanese flounder) is the source of this 1434-nucleotide messenger RNA. RefSeq names its product cyclin-dependent kinase 7 (gene cdk7). The record is from RefSeq and is a predicted model, not a curated record. Gene Ontology annotation, molecular function: RNA polymerase II CTD heptapeptide repeat kinase activity; cyclin-dependent protein serine/threonine kinase activity; ATP binding. Gene Ontology annotation, cellular component: nucleus; transcription factor TFIIK complex; cytoplasm. Gene Ontology annotation, biological process: positive regulation of transcription by RNA polymerase II; protein phosphorylation. Lineage: Eukaryota; Metazoa; Chordata; Actinopteri; Pleuronectiformes; Paralichthyidae.